AUGGCCAGCUACAUCGCCUCGUACAUCCCCGCCCUCAAAUCGAUCCUGCCUCAGUCGUCACCCUCUGUUGCUGCACUGCCAUCAAUUGGCGAUGCGGCUCCAGCACCCGUGGGCUUAAUCGACUUGACACGCGGCAAUGGCAGUCCCACUCUGGUGGCUUUCGUACGGCAUUGCGGCUGCCCGUUUGCAGAGAAAGAGGUGCAAUUGCUGGGAGCAGAAAGUCGCAAGCACGAGAAGCUGCAUGUGAUUAUUGUACAACACAGCGAUGAGGCGACAUCAAAGCAGUGGUUCGAGGAUGUUGGUGGCAAGAAAGCAUUCCCGGACUCGACUCGCUAUACUAUUGUCUCAGACUCCGAGCGCAAGAGCUACGCAGCAUGGGGAGUGGGAUCGCUAGGUUGGGGCGGCAUGGUCAACGGCGAUAUAAUGGGAGCGUUGAAGUCGUUGAAAGAGUCGGAUGGCAUUGAUAUGAGGCCCACCGGAGCUGGAUCCUACCGAUGGCAGAACUCUGGCGGGUUUGCUGUUGAUGGCCAAGGCAAGAUCAGGUGGUUGAAGAUUGCUAAGGACUCUUCUGAUGUGUGUGAUUAUGCUGAGGCGGCUGGGACGAUUGUGAAUGGUAAGGCAUCGCCGCAGACACAGAGUCGUCUGUGA
Molecule: messenger RNA, 648 nt
Organism: Aureobasidium namibiae CBS 147.97
Lineage: Eukaryota; Fungi; Ascomycota; Dothideomycetes; Dothideales; Saccotheciaceae
Exons: 2
Coding region: 1-648 (215 amino acids)
Source: RefSeq, a predicted model, not a curated record